AUGACUACUCCAGUCCUCCCUACACCGCCAAUUCCACCAGAUCUGCUAAUUCUCCAUUCUACAGAUCCCCUAGCUCCCGUUUCCUCUCCUCUGCGUUAUAGAGACACUGUAAUAGUGGAUCUAGCUGGGUCUUCUCCGGUGGUUAACUCCGGUAAAAAGGAACUACCUCCGGCGGCUCCUUCAUCAAAAAAUGGCUCUAUCAAGAGCUCCUCCUCUCCUCCUUCAUCGAUUGUAGCUCCUACUGCUGAUGUCGGCCUUCCUGGAUAUGGGAAAACAGUUGAAUCGAGUGAGUCAGCCUCAGCGAAUCCUUCUUCCCUCUCAAAUUCUGCGGAUCUUCCGUCCAAGCCUUCUAAAGAAUUCAAUUGGGCAGCAGGCCUGAAAUCAUCUUGCAAAAUCCCGGAAUCUAACGUCGUAGUGACGACUACACCGGAAGGCGUGCCUAGGGUAAAGGUACCAAAUGCGGUCUUCAAAAGAGGCGCUAAAUUGCAUUCCGACUAUAUUGUCGGGAUUUUCUACGGAAAUCCUCCAUCUUAUGGAAAAAUAUGGGGAGUCCUAAACUACUUGUGGGGAAAGGACCGGAAGGUCACAAUUCAUAAUCUGACUCCAAAUGCUUUCUUGUUUCGAAUCCCAUCAGCUUCUUUGAGGAACAAAGUGCUCCAACAUGAACUCUGGAGAGUUGGUGAUUCUCCGUUUUUCGUGACCGAAUGGAAAGCGUCCUUCAGCCUUGAUCCGCCGUCACUUAAAAAGGCACCGAUUUGGGCAACCAUCACCAACAUCCCUUUUGAUCUGGUGACAGAUGAAGGUCUUAGUAUCAUUGCUAAACCUUUGGGAAAGAUAGUUGAUAAGAAACCUUUUACAAGCGUCAACUCAGCAGAGGUUAAAGUGAUUGUCGAUCUCACGUCUACUUUACCAACCACAACGGAGAUUGAGAGAGAUGAUGGUCAGAUUGUGGUGUUAUCUGUUACAUACCCCUGGCUCCCACCUCUGUGUUCGGUGUGUAAUGAAAUUGGACACAAAGCUCUUUUCUGUCCUGUUGUCAAAAAACCAAAAUCCGGGAAGGUGAAUUCUUUGAGCUCAGGUCAAUCUGUUCAGAAACCGUCGAGUUCAGGUAAAUCUGCUCAGAAACAAGAUCAUACCCCAAAUAUCCAAAACUCUGCUUCUUCAGGGUCCCAAGUCUGGGUAGAAAAACAAAAAUCUUCAUUGGGGAAUCAGGUUCGUCAUGAUGUUGUCUCUGGCGUCUCUCCUUCAAUGGAACCUCAACAGAACGAAGAGAUAGUUAAGGAGAAAGAAUGUGCUCAAUUGGAACCUCCAAACAAAGCUCCUCCGAAAGUGUUUGGGGACAAUUCAUAUCUGAAGGCGACAAAGGAGAAUUCAGUUGUGGCUUUCUCUGCAAAAGAAACUUUCUCUACGCAGACUCAGUUUCAGAUAGCAGUUAACACUACUCAACGCAAGAUUGUCCCUGCUACAAGCUCGGAAGCUUUGGUUUCCCCAAAUGCGUUUGAUUUGCUUGCGGUGGAAUCAGAGGAGGGUGAGGAAGACUCUGAGUACGAGGAUCCUUGA
Messenger RNA from Microthlaspi erraticum, 1560 nucleotides. The record is from the annotation of a GenBank genome assembly. NCBI's taxonomy places the organism in Eukaryota, Viridiplantae, Streptophyta, Magnoliopsida, Brassicales, Brassicaceae.